Molecule: messenger RNA, 1584 nt
Organism: Eufriesea mexicana
Lineage: Eukaryota; Metazoa; Arthropoda; Insecta; Hymenoptera; Apidae
Product: DNA primase large subunit
Exons: 7
Coding region: 1-1584 (527 amino acids)
Biological process (GO): DNA replication, synthesis of primer; DNA replication initiation
Cellular component (GO): alpha DNA polymerase:primase complex
Source: RefSeq, a predicted model, not a curated record
AUGGAAUAUAGUAAAAGACGACGAUAUACAGUUAAUGUUAAAACUAAUGAUCUUCAAGAAAUUUAUCAACAUGACUUACAAAUGUAUAAUUUUGUUCCAAGAGGGGAAAUGCCACUUGCAGAAUUUGAACAAUUAGGCAGAGACAGAUUAAAACGUAUGUAUUAUAAUCACUUGUUUAGAUACAUGAUUCUUUAUUUUAAAAAUUUUGCACAUCUUUUAUAUGCAAAAGGAUGCAAGUCAUCUACAGAAACUGAUUUAGAAUGUAGAAGAAAGGAUCAUAUAUCACAUUUUAUAUUGAGACUAUCACAUUGCCAUGAAUCGGAUCGCCAGAUGUGGUUUAUUAAUCAAGAAGUAGAAUUAUUUAAAUUAAGAUUUAGCUCAUUAGAUAAGGAAGGAAUAGAAAAGUUACUUAGUAUGCAUAAUACUGAAUGUCAGCAAAUCACACAAGAAGAAAAGGAUGAAAUUAGGGAGGAACUUCAUUCAUCAACAUCAUCUACAAAAGUCACAAAUAUUGACAUAUCAGAAUUUUAUAAAGUGCCUUUUAGUAGAGUCACUGACUUAAUUAGGUCACGUCGUGUUUAUUUAAGACAAGGAAUAGCAAUUAUACCACAAGCAGAUUUGGUAUCUUUAUUUGUUUCUUAUUUUAGAAAACAUUUACUUGAUGGCAUGCCAUAUGCAAGAUUAUCUGUUUCACAAAUUUGUGGUGAUGAAAGAUUAGUAUCGUAUCUUAAAUCUAUACCUAAUAUUUCUAAUAAAACAUGUGUUGUUUGGACCACUACUACUACACCUGUAGAUAAAUUGGAUGAGUUAUCAAAGACAUCAUAUCCUUUGUGCAUGAGGACAUUACAUGACGCAGUUAGAACUCACCAUCAUCUUAGAAAUGCUGGACGUAUUCAGUAUGGUUUAUUUAUAAAAGGCAUAGGAGUAACAUUGGAAGAUGCUUUGUAUUUUUGGAAAACAGAAUUCACAAAGAAAAUUGAUGCAGGCAAAUUUGAUAAAGAGUAUGCCUAUACUAUAAGGCAUACCUAUGGCAAAGAGGGUAAACAAACAAAUUACACUCCUCUUGGGUGUCCAAAAAUUAUAUCUUCUGCUAUAGGUUCUGGAGAAUAUCAUGGUUGUCCAUAUAAACACAUGGAUUAUGCAUCACUAAGACAAAAAUUAUUUAAUUAUGGCAUACCCGCAGCAAAUAUUAAUGAAAUAACAGACUUAGCCAAAGAUGGGCAUUAUCUUGGUGCUUGUACAGCAUAUUUUAAAGUUUUACAUAAUCGUUUACCUGAUAAACCUAUUAUUCAUCCAAAUGGCUAUUUUAUAGAAAGUCGAAACAUAUUGAGUAAAGACAAUGUAGCAGAAAUUGAAAACAAAGAAAGACUUUCACAAAGUGGAAAGAUGAAUGUUGGUACUCCUAAAAACAUCGAUAGAGGUAUGAGUACACCUUUGAGAAGUAUUGAUAGAGUCACUACAUCAUCGAUAAAAAGGGAAAGAACGAAUACGACUCCAGUUAGAGCAUCUAAAGCAACUCCGAAACGAAUAGAAAAUCAUCUCGAUGAUGAUGAUAUCGCUAAAUUAAUGAGUGAAGACAUGUAA